Messenger RNA from Cynara cardunculus var. scolymus (artichoke), 837 nucleotides. Its product is annotated as F-box protein PP2-B15-like. The transcript has 3 exons. Gene Ontology annotation, molecular function: protein binding. The coding region runs from base 1 to 828 and encodes 275 amino acids. The record is from RefSeq and is a predicted model, not a curated record. NCBI's taxonomy places the organism in Eukaryota, Viridiplantae, Streptophyta, Magnoliopsida, Asterales, Asteraceae.
AUGGAGGUUUUGCCGGAAGAUUGCAUCGCUCACGUCCUUUCUUUUGGGUCACCGCGUGACUCAUGUCGGUCGGCCGUGGUGGCUUCCGUGUUUAGAGACGCUGCAGAGUCGGAGGUGUUGUGGGGUAAGUUUUUGCCACCCGAUCACCGUCAAAUCAUAUCCAGAAGUGUGUUUCCGGUGAUGUUUAAAUCCAACAAGGAACUGUUCUUCAAGCUUUCAACACCUAUUCUCGUUGAUGGUGGCAGAAGGACGUUCUCAAUAGACAAAGAGACGGGUAAGAAAUGUUACAUGUUAAGUGCAAGAGAUCUCUACAUCGCUUGGUCAGCCAAUCCUCUCUUUUGGUGUUGGAAACCCCUUCUCCAGUCCAGAUUUGGCGAAGCAGUGGAGCUCAGAAUGACGAGUUGGCUUGAAAUCCAAGGAAAGAUUGGCACCCGAGUUUUAUCACCUGAUACCAUUUAUGGAGCUUAUGUCGUCAUUGAAGUGGCUCAUUAUCGUGCUUAUGGGUUAGAUAUUCUACCAAUGGAGGUUUCAAUUGAAGUAGGUGAAUUCCAUUCACGAGGGACGAUAAUCUUGUCUUGCGAUGAUUGUAGCAAGGGCACCUCUGAGCGUGUUUGCCAUAGAAACGAGGAUAACAAGGGUCUUGGACCAAAAUUUGGGGACGAUGUUCCUAGAAAGCGAAUGGAUGGAUGGUUGGAGAUAAAAUUGGGUGAAUUUUACAAUGAUGAAAAGCGUGAGAAAGAUGUUAAAAUGAGGUUAAGAGAGGUGGAUGGUGUUCACUUGAAAGGGGGGCUUAUUGUGGAGGGCAUUGAGAUCAGACCUAUCAAAUAACGUUAAUAU